This is a messenger RNA of Penicillium cosmopolitanum, 303 nucleotides long. RefSeq lists its product as uncharacterized. NCBI's taxonomy places the organism in Eukaryota, Fungi, Ascomycota, Eurotiomycetes, Eurotiales, Aspergillaceae. Bases 1 to 303 code for a protein of 100 amino acids. The transcript has 2 exons. The record is from RefSeq and is a predicted model, not a curated record.
AUGGGCCUGAUGGGGCAGAGGACCACAGAGACCACAUGUCCCCCCAAUCCAUGUGCAUCCGAACGGGUGAACGGGGUUCAGGCCGAGUUCAGUGUCCGCAUGUUAAUGAAACCUGCCCGUGCACAGCGCUUUGCCCUUGGCCCGAAACUCCCUUGGUCCAACCUUGGACGACUCCCUGUAAUUGUAAAUCCUGUGAUUGGUGAGGGUUUCUGCCGCCGUCACAUGCCGCGUAUUGCCAUUACCGACCUCAUUCGAGAUGGCCUCCUCGAUCAAACUGUUGAGCUGCGCAUCCUAAUGAAGUAG